AUGAUUUCCUCCGUUCUUUAUUUGGAGCAAUUCAUCGAAAGUCUCGACCCGCUGCCCGGCGAGCUCGCGAAAAGUUUCAAAGACAUGCGCGAAAUGGACGUCAAAGUUGAGCAGCAAAAAGCGCUCGCGGAAAACAUGACCAAUGAUUACAAUAAAAGAGCUCACGAAAUGGCGGAAAAGGAAAUGCGCGACCAUGUGAAGCAAAUAGAAGCUGCGUGGCAAAAUGCCGCGAAGUGGCAAGACGAAAAAGUCAGCUUGGCAACGGCAACAUAUGAAAUGGUUGAUAAACACAUCAGGCGAUUAGACAGCGACUUAUCGCGCUUUGAAAGCGAGCUGGCAGAACGCGGUGGUCUCGAUUCCGCCAGUCCGACCAGCGAUAAAAGAAAACGAGGUCGUCCCGAAGAAGGUGAAAAUUAUCAGCUUGCCGCGCAAGAUGUCCUCGACAUGCCCGUUGAUCCAAACGAGCCGACAUACUGCUCCUGCCAUCAAGUUUCUUAUGGAGAGAUGAUCGGCUGCGACAAUCCCGACUGUCCAAUCGAGUGGUUCCAUUUCGGUUGCGUCGGGUUGGUUCAAAAACCAAAGGGCAAAUGGUACUGUGCCAGAUGCAAGCCACAGGCUGCCGAGCCCGGACCAAAGAAGAAAAAGAAAUAA
This is a messenger RNA of Oikopleura dioica, 651 nucleotides long. The record is from the annotation of a GenBank genome assembly. Lineage: Eukaryota; Metazoa; Chordata; Appendicularia; Copelata; Oikopleuridae.